Molecule: messenger RNA, 856 nt
Organism: Elaeis guineensis (African oil palm)
Lineage: Eukaryota; Viridiplantae; Streptophyta; Magnoliopsida; Arecales; Arecaceae
Source: RefSeq, a predicted model, not a curated record
AGGCGAGGCAGAUAGGCGUGGGGAUGCGGUGCAAGACUCACAACCCAUAUUUGUGGCGGGUUCCCGGAUAAGCCUACCUUUCCGGUUAUCGCGCAAAGAUCGAACAUAACCGCCCUGCUUCGUCCACGCAAUAUCCAGGCCAAAAAGGCCAAAAAAAAGGAGAGAGAGAGAGAGAGAAAGAAAAGCCCAGUCGCCAAUGGCCGCGACUGCUGCUUCUCCGGCUUCUUCCUGCGUAAUUAUUUUAUCGAAGAAAAGCCUCUCUUCUUCUCCGUUGCUUUCGAGAAUUACUCCUGCUUCCACUCCCCAAUUCCAUGGCAGAAGGACGCCACCCUUCCGUCCUUCCUCCUCUUUAGAAUGGGGGAGGUUGGUAGGUGGAGCGAUUCCUCGCAGUCGCCGGCAAGGCGUGGUCUGUUCGUUUUCCUCUUCAUCAUCAUCAUCAUCGUCUUCUUCUUCUUCGACUCCGCCGCUUCCGGCAGCUCUGCUGUUCGACUGCGAUGGCGUGCUUGUUGACACGGAGAAGGAUGGCCACCGGAUCUCCUUCAACGAGACCUUUGCCGAGAGGGAAUUGGGUGUUAGCUGGGAUGUGGAGCUAUAUGGUGAAUUGCUCAAGAUUGGUGGUGGAAAGGAGAGAAUGACAGCAUAUUUCAACAAGGUGGGUUGGCCAGAUAAAGCACCAAAGUCAGAAGAAGAAAGAAAAGAUUUUGUAGCUUCUCUUCACAAAAGGAAAACAGAAUUGUUCAUGGCCCUUAUUGAGAAGAAGCUGCUUCCUCUCCGACCUGGUGUUGCAAGGCUGAUUGAUGAGGCUCUGGGAAAAGGAGUAAAAGUUGCAGUGUGCAGCACUUCUAAUGAGAAGGCG